UCAGUGUUUCCCCUGGAAAUUUGAAUCUCUCUUUUUUUUUGCGUCUCUUCUUCCCCUUGCUCGAUACGCGCUUUAUUUUCAAGAAAUCUCCGAUCCAAUAGUUUCCAAAGAGAGAUUCUACAAUCGAAAAAUCCUCACAAUGGCGGCGUACAGAGCCGACGACGACUACGAUUACCUCUUCAAGGUGGUGUUGAUAGGAGACUCCGGUGUCGGAAAAUCCAACCUCCUUUCUCGAUUCACGCGCAAUGAGUUCAGCCUCGAAUCCAAAUCCACGAUCGGCGUCGAAUUCGCCACCCGUAGCAUCCAUGUCGAUGAUAAGAUCGUCAAAGCCCAGAUUUGGGAUACCGCUGGCCAAGAGAGAUAUCGAGCAAUCACAAGUGCAUAUUACCGAGGAGCUGUAGGAGCGUUGCGCUAUGAUGUCACAAGGCAUGUGACCUUUGAGAAUGUCGAAAGAUGGUUAAAGGAGCUUAGAGAUCACACAGAUUCCAAUAUCGUCAUCAUGUUCGUUGGGAACAAAGCAGAUCUCCGUCACCUACGAGCUGUUUCAACCGAAGAUGCCAAGGCUUUCGCGGAGAGAGAGAACACUUUCUUCAUGGAGACAUCAGCUCUUGAAUCGUUGAAUGUCGAGAAUGCUUUCACCGAAGUGCUUUCUCAGAUUUACCGUGUGGUUAGCCGUAAAGCGCUUGAUCUUGGAGAUGAUCCGACAGCUCUUCCCAAAGGACAGACCAUCAAUGUUGGGUCUAAAGACGACGUCUCUGCGGUUAAGAAGGUAGGUUGUUGCUCAACUUGAUGGCUCCACGUCCAAGAAUCAGAUUUACUCCGGUUCAGAAAACUGUUGUGUCAAUCUUGUUUGUUCAUUUUUCUUUCUUUGUCAUAUGUGAAGAUCUUGUU
This is a messenger RNA of Eutrema salsugineum, 891 nucleotides long. Its product is annotated as ras-related protein RABA1f. The record is from RefSeq and is a predicted model, not a curated record. Gene Ontology annotation, molecular function: GTP binding; GTPase activity. Gene Ontology annotation, cellular component: endosome. Lineage: Eukaryota; Viridiplantae; Streptophyta; Magnoliopsida; Brassicales; Brassicaceae.